AUGGCCGAUUUUCUCCUGCAUGAAGGGCCCAUGGGCUAUUCCGUGUUCAAGGUCGUCCACCAGGCUGAUACCGUCGGCAAUCGUCUGAAGGAGGUUCAAGAUAGUGUUCAAGAUCUUGCACGAUUUGGGAAGAUGGUGGACCUCGUCAGUUUCCUGCCAUUCGAGAGCGGAAAGCAAGCGCUUUCAGAGCUGAACGACAUCUCUGAAGGCAUCGCAUCAGAUUAUCUCAAAUCCUUCCUCGAACUAAACCUCCCAAAGGCUGGAAAGAAGAACAAAAUCACCUUGGGUGUCUCGGACAAAAUCCUUGCGGCCAGCAUCAAGACAGCAUUCCCCAACAUCGAGUGUGAGACUGGAGACACAAGCGAAGUUGUUCAGGACAUGCUUCGAGGAAUCCGGCUACACUCCGAGAAGCUCCUCAAACAACUCCGCGAAGGUGACACGAAUACCGCACAGCUUGGUCUAGGCCAUGCGUACUCCCGGGCCAAGGUCAAGUUUUCCGUGCAGAAAAACGACAACCAUAUUAUUCAGGCUAUCGCAAUACUCGACCAGCUAGAUAAAGCGAUCAACACCUUUUCUAUGCGUGUGCGCGAAUGGUAUUCAUGGCACUUCCCAGAGCUCAUCAAGAUCGUCUCAGACAACCACAAGUACGCCAAGGUAGCACUAUUCGUCAAGGACAAGAAUACCUUAUCCGACAGCAGCCUUCACGACCUAGCUGCAGUAGUAGAUGAUGACGAGGAAAUCGCAAAGAGUAUCAUCGAUGCGGCCAAAAUAAGCAUGGGUCAAGAAAUCUCGUCUUCAGAUAUGGAAAAUGUGACCUUGUUUGCGGAACGAGUGGUCAGCCUCGCUAAUUACCGAAAGACACUGCACAGCUAUCUCGUCUCUAAGAUGGGCGUGGUUGCGCCCAACUUGGCUGCCCUUAUCGGGGAAAUUGUGGGAGCCCGGUUAAUUUCUCACGCUGGCAGUCUGACCAACCUGUCAAAAUAUCCCGCUUCUACAGUUCAGAUAUUGGGAGCGGAAAAGGCUCUUUUCAGGGCAUUGAAAACAAAAGGAAACACGCCUAAGAUUGACAACUUCUCCGAAACUCCAUCUACAGUCUUUGGGCAAGCACUAAAGAAACAAGUUGAGGAACGUCUAGAAUUUUAUUCCUCGGGGGCACAACCCACCAAAAACGAGGCAGCGAUGAAGGAUGCUAUGGAAAAGGUCCUUGCAGAAAUGGAAGUCGAAACCCCCACCAAAACGGCCACCGAUCAAAGUGAAACAGCAGCCCAGAAGCCGGAUAGCGCAAAGAAGGACAAGAAGAAGGAUAAGAAGGGGAGGAAAGACAAGAUCGAAGAUCCAGAAGACACUGGCAAAAAGGAGAAAAAGGAUAAGAAGCGGAAAGUGACCGAGAUGGAUAAUGAGGGAGGCGAGAAGAAAAAGAAGAAAUCAAAAUCCAGGGAUUAG
This is a messenger RNA of Fonsecaea nubica, 1443 nucleotides long. RefSeq lists its product as hypothetical. NCBI's taxonomy places the organism in Eukaryota, Fungi, Ascomycota, Eurotiomycetes, Chaetothyriales, Herpotrichiellaceae. Gene Ontology annotation, cellular component: small-subunit processome; box C/D methylation guide snoRNP complex. The record is from RefSeq and is a predicted model, not a curated record. The coding region runs from base 1 to 1443 and encodes 480 amino acids. Gene Ontology annotation, molecular function: snoRNA binding. The transcript has 4 exons.